UCCAAUCCGAGCCAAAGCUAGCGAGCCAAAGGGAGCAAGAUGGCGUCAGGUUUAGUCAAAACAACAGCUCAAAGGGUAAAACCGAUCCUCUCGUUAGACCAAACUGAAGCAAGGCGAAGAGCGCUUAAUUUGUACAAGGCGUGGUACCGGCAGAUGCCAACAAUAGUGAAGCAGUAUGAUAUCCCAGUGACUGCUGAACAGGGACGAGCAAAACUACGAGAAGAGUUUGUGAAGAAUAGGCAUGUCAGGGACAUUCGUACUAUAGACCUGCUCGUCAUCAAGGGCCAAAUGGAACUUGUGGAAACCCUGAAGAUUUUCAAGCAAAAGUCACACGUGAUGGCCUACUUCAAAGACACCGUGAAUCCUAAACCUACAGAUUUUAUGUCAAAAUUCUUGUCCGGACAGUAGCAGGACCUUUGCCCUAGAAAAGUGCUGAAAGUAAGCUGACAGGUUAUUCUUGGUUUGGUGUAAAUAAAAGUAGGUAAUCAAUCAAA
This is a messenger RNA of Ornithodoros turicata, 494 nucleotides long. RefSeq names its product NADH dehydrogenase [ubiquinone] 1 alpha subcomplex subunit 6-like (gene ND-B14). Lineage: Eukaryota; Metazoa; Arthropoda; Arachnida; Ixodida; Argasidae. The record is from RefSeq and is a predicted model, not a curated record. The coding region runs from base 40 to 408 and encodes 122 amino acids. The transcript is spliced from 3 exons. Gene Ontology annotation, biological process: response to oxidative stress.